Saprolegnia diclina VS20 is the source of this 1209-nucleotide messenger RNA. RefSeq lists its product as hypothetical. The record is from RefSeq and is a predicted model, not a curated record. Lineage: Eukaryota; Oomycota; Saprolegniomycetes; Saprolegniales; Saprolegniaceae. The coding region runs from base 1 to 1209 and encodes 402 amino acids. The transcript has 2 exons.
AUGAGCCGCGUACUGCCUGUUGGUCCGUCGGUGCUCGACCUUGAUGCUGCUACACGUCGCUGGCCGCAGCGAAAGUCGGCCGUCGCUGGGCUCUUGUACCUCUGGUUUGCCAUGGCCAUUGGCGCCUACUAUCUCGUUCUCCUCUCGCGCAGCUUUGCCAACGACCUCUGGUGGCCGAAUUACAACACGAGCGGGUAUGAGCUUUUUCUCGUCGAUGCCAUCAACCAUGCUUUGGAGCAGCGGCUCGCAGGUGUCGUGGACCUUACAGAGCUUGCCAUGCCAAGAUCGUAUGCCUCAACGCAGCUUCCAACGCCGCACCCAGCAUACGUGCGGUCGCUCUUGCUCGCAGAGCUCACGUCCAUCGAGUAUGCGAUUCGAAACAUCCGCAACAUGACCGCUGAGCAGUCCAUGAUGCUGCCCACGCUCUUUUGCUACGUGGACUUUGGUCAGCGCUGGGAACUCGCCCACACGGUUGCUCGCCAAGCGCGGUGCAAGGAGAAAUACCGCUUCAACGGUGCUGUCUACCUGGACGCCGUCGUUCGUAACGUACAGUGGGCGAGGCUCAUGGAUGCCGUCGGCCAUUUGCUCGAUCAAGCCGUCUUUGCUGCGUUAAGCGCAUCGGGCUCCCAUGGGGACACGUGGCUCACAGCAACAGCAAAUGCCAACCUCUCUCUAGUCGACGAAGCUACAUACUGGCGGUCGCUCGGCGUGACGCACUUUCAAUUGCAGUGGCAAAAUUAUGCGUACACGGGCCUUCAGUCGACGAUGACGGUCGUCAAUGCGCUUGGGAUUGCAGCGACUAUUGAACUUCAUCGAAUCAAGUUCCAGCAAGGUCCGUGGACGACUCACGUGUUCAACAUGUUGUUCCUGAAUGAGAUCUACGCGAUGCAGAAGUGCGGCCAGAGCCUCGUCCGCUAUUCGACCAACUACGUCUUGAACUCCCCGUGCAGCUACUUUGGGUCCCAAGGCUUUGAGGAUUUCCUUGGUCUCAGCGACAGCCGCGGCCGCUUUGUCAAGCAAACGGGACUCGUCCGCGACGCCAUUGGACCGUUCUUGUCUGUCGACCUCUUCGUACUCCCCCCGCCUACCGCUGUGGUGAAGGCUAUUGCAAGCUUUCAGCGUGUGCUCUACCAAGCAGUCCAAGCCAAUGCCACACGGCGUGGAAGGCCGAUGAGUACCUUUUUUACGGCGGCAACCCCAUGUGCUUGA